Messenger RNA from Aspergillus affinis, 1248 nucleotides. RefSeq names its product acyl-CoA dehydrogenase family protein. Gene Ontology annotation, molecular function: flavin adenine dinucleotide binding. The record is from RefSeq and is a predicted model, not a curated record. Lineage: Eukaryota; Fungi; Ascomycota; Eurotiomycetes; Eurotiales; Aspergillaceae. The transcript has 3 exons. Bases 1 to 1248 code for a protein of 415 amino acids. Gene Ontology annotation, biological process: fatty acid beta-oxidation using acyl-CoA dehydrogenase; butyrate catabolic process.
AUGAACUUCGACUUGCCGUCCGAUCUGACCCAGUUCCUUGGAAGUCUUGAUUCCUUCAUUGAUACGGAGAUCCUCCCCCUUCAGAACUCAAAUGACAACAACCGCUUCUUCGACCACCGCCGGGAAUUUUCUCGAACCGAUUGGAGCAAGGGCGGACUUCCGACGAUAGAAUGGGAGGCUCUUCUGACGGAAGCUCGGUCCGUCGCAGACAAGGCGGGCUUCUAUCGCUUUGCCCUCCCCGGUAUCUACGGCGGAAAAUCCCACCCCCAAACUAACCUGUGGAUGACAGCCAUCCGGUACCAUCUUGCGUCUCAUCCAAUCUACGGCGGCGGUCUGGGAUUAGCAAAUGACCUACAGAACGAACAUAGCGUGGUGGGUAAUUUUCCCGAUAUCUUAAUGAUCCACCACUUUGGGUCGGAAGACCAACGUCAAGAACUCAUUCCUCUACGCCUCGAGGGCAAAUUCCGAGCUACGUUCGGACUCACUGAACCUGAUCAUGGAAGCGAUGCUACGUUCAUGGAAACGGUCGCAAUUCAGGUCCCGGGCGGAUUUGAGAUCUCCGGAGCGAAAAAAUGGCAGACAGGUGCACAUCAUUGCACGCAUUUCGUCAUUUUUGCGAGGACUUCUGGCACGCCGGGCUCUAGUCGGGGGAUAACGGCGUUCCUUGUUCCUCGGGAGGCGAAGGGAACGAAGGUGGUAAGUUACGAAUGGACGAUGAAUAUGCCGACCGAUCAUGCGACCGUGACUCUAGAUCGGGUUUUCACGCCAGCCGAGGCUGUGCUGGGGAAUGUGGGCGAGGGAUUGGCGAUCGCGCAGACAUUUGUGCAUGAAAAUCGUCUGCGACAGGCGGCUAGUUCAUGCGGUGCAGCGAGAUUCUGCCUGGAACGGGGCAUUGAUCGCGCGAAAAACAGGAAAAUUUGGGGCGCAAAGAGUCUCUCCGAAAACCAAGGCAUUCAGUUUCCAGUCGUUGAGUUGGUGAUGCAGGUCGAGAUGCUCCGACUGCUGAUUCUGAAGACUAGCGUGGAUAUGGAUCGGGUAGCUGGGGAAGCGGAGAGGGAGGGGAGGAAGCCUUGGGUGGAGAUCGAGAAGAAGCUGAGCGAUAAGGUCGCAAUGGCUGUUGAAGAAGGCGGUGCUAACGGGAGCAGAUCCACGGGGGAGAUGGAUACUCGCGCCAUUAUCCAUUUGAGCACAUUUAUCGGCAUUUUAGACGGUAUCGAAUUACGGAGGGGUCAGAAGAAAUCCAGAUGA